AUGAACGACAUCGCCGAGUAUCCGGGCCACAACUCCAAGCCCAUGGAUUUGGAUGGCGAGAAGAAUGAGAAGUUCGCCGGCCUUCCUCAGUAUGAGGGUGUCGCUGAGGGCGAGAUGAAGAUGACCGAUGAGGAGCGCAAUGUGUACGAGCAUGGUGUCCAGAAGUUCAACCGUCUCGGCUGGAAACGCCUGACGAUUGUUCUCAUCGUCGAGGCCAUCGCGCUGGGCAGUCUGUCCAUCCCCUCCUCCUUCGCUACCCUGGGUAUGGUCGCCGGUAUUAUCUGUACCGUCGGUCUCGGCCUCAUCGCCAUCUACACCAGUCACGUUAUCGGUCAGGUCAAGCUAAAAUUCCCGCACGUCGCCCACUACCCCGACGCCGGUCGCUUGCUCUUCGGCCGCUUUGGUUACAUCCUCGUGUACAUCAUGCUGGGUCUCGAACUGACCUUCCUGACUGGUUCGCACGCCCUCACCGGUACCAUUGCGUUCAACACCAUCACGGAAAGCGGCGUCUGCUCGGUCGUGUUCGCCGUCGUCUCCGCCAUCAUCCUGCUGUUGCUCGCCGUCCCGCCUAGUUUCACGGAAAUGGCCAUCCUAGGUUACGUCGAUUUCGCCUCCAUCAUCAUCGCGAUCGGUAUCACCAUCAUCGGCACCGGCGUCAACAGCACGAACCAGCCCGGUGGUCUCCAAGCCGUCAACUGGUCCGCCUGGCCCAGGGAAGGCACCACUUUUACCGACGCCUUCAUCGCCCUCUCCAACAUCAUCUUUGCCUACAGCUUCGCCCUCUGCCAGUUCUCGUUCAUGGACGAGAUGCACACGCCCAAGGACUACAUUAAGUCGAUCUGGGCGCUCGGUGCCACCGAGAUUGUCAUUUACACUCUGACCGGAUCUCUCAUCUACGCCUUUGUCGGUCAGGACGUCGGCAGCCCUGCUCUCUUGUCCGCCGGUCACACCCUGAGCAAGGUUGCCUUCGGUCUUGCCCUCCCCGUUAUCUUCAUCUCCGGAUCCAUCAACACCGUGGUCUGCGCGCGUAUGAUCCACGGCAAGAUCUACGAGAACUCGCCCAUCCGAUUCAUCAACACCAAGAUGGGCUGGCUGACGUGGCUGAUUGCCAUUACCGUCAUCACCAUUGUUGCGUUCAUCAUCGCCGAAGUCAUCCCCUUCUUCUCCGACUUGCUCUCUAUCUGCUCCUCUCUCUUCGUCUCCGGCUUCACCUUCUACUUCCCCGCCAUCAUGUGGUUCAAGCUCAUCCGCGAGGGCUCCUGGACUUCGCCCAAGAACCUGCUUCUGGGCGCGAUGAACCUUCUCGCGUUGGCCAUUGGCCUCAUCACGCUGGUCGGCGGUACCUACGCCAGUAUCGACGAUAUUAUUAUGAACUACAAUGCCGGCACUGUCCGCGGCGUUUUCAGCUGCCAAAACCCCUCCUAA
Messenger RNA from Aspergillus melleus, 1425 nucleotides. Its product is annotated as putative amino acid transporter. Gene Ontology annotation, biological process: amino acid transmembrane transport. The transcript is spliced from 2 exons. Gene Ontology annotation, cellular component: vacuolar membrane. Bases 1 to 1425 code for a protein of 474 amino acids. Lineage: Eukaryota; Fungi; Ascomycota; Eurotiomycetes; Eurotiales; Aspergillaceae. Gene Ontology annotation, molecular function: amino acid transmembrane transporter activity. The record is from RefSeq and is a predicted model, not a curated record.